AUGCUAAUUAAAGUACUUUUAUAUUCUUUUAAAGUGUAUGUCCCUCCAGCUCCGCAUUUCACUGACUGUAGUAAUAGCUUCACGCAAUUCAAUCUAGACACAACAAAAAUGCCUGGGGAUCUAAACCUUAAAAAGUCAUGGAAUCCUGCUCUCAUGAAGAACCAGAAGAAAAUCUGGGAAAGGGAGCAGGAUGCUCUCAAAGAGCACCAGGCGAUAAAACGAAGAGCCAAGGAGAUUACCCAAGAGAAGGAAAGGGAGGAAAUGAUUAAGCUACAGUAUGGCAAUGACUUAUCCAAAAUGCCUCAGAAACAGAGAUUAGAGAUAAGCAAGCUUGGCUGGAUGUACACUGAUGCACCUAAAGAUACCGAAGACGAAAAUGGAUUCAAAGAGGUUGAGGAAGACUUUCUAGAGAACACAGCUCAAGUGGAACAACUUCUUCAGGGAAACAGACCUGCUGUUCAAUCUAUGACCAGUAGAUUUGACAAAGUUGCGUCUGUGGGUGCUGGUAGGGCAGGUUCGAGCUUAUCAGAUGACCCUCUUCUUCUCAUACGGAAGCAGCAGAGGGCCGAGAGUCACAAAAGAGAGCGUUCUCCGAGUAGAGAUUCCAAAAGCACUCACAGAUCACUGCAUCGUGGCUCUCACAGCAGAAGUGAAGGUGAGAGGAGUCAUAGACAUUCUAGAGGCAGCUCAGAUAAAAAUGAAAGACAUCGUGAAAGACAUCGGUCGAGAUCAGGUAAAGGACACCGUGAUCAUGAAAAAGGUGAGCAGCCUAGGAGAUCUAAAGAGCGUCACGACCCAGAUAGUGGCAAGAGUUCGCAUACUGAAAGAUGA
Messenger RNA from Australozyma saopauloensis, 831 nucleotides. Its product is annotated as U2-type spliceosomal complex subunit. The coding region runs from base 1 to 831 and encodes 276 amino acids. The transcript has a single exon. Gene Ontology annotation, cellular component: U2-type spliceosomal complex. The record is from RefSeq and is a predicted model, not a curated record. NCBI's taxonomy places the organism in Eukaryota, Fungi, Ascomycota, Pichiomycetes, Serinales, Metschnikowiaceae. Gene Ontology annotation, biological process: mRNA splicing, via spliceosome.